Molecule: messenger RNA, 4840 nt
Organism: Esox lucius (northern pike)
Lineage: Eukaryota; Metazoa; Chordata; Actinopteri; Esociformes; Esocidae
Gene: uts2r1
Product: urotensin-2 receptor
Exons: 4
Coding region: 655-1761 (368 amino acids)
Biological process (GO): blood vessel diameter maintenance; regulation of blood pressure; neuropeptide signaling pathway
Cellular component (GO): membrane
Molecular function (GO): urotensin II receptor activity
Source: RefSeq, a predicted model, not a curated record
CAUGCCACUGUGUCCCUCUCUCCCUAUCUGUCCUCUCCCUCCCAGUCCGUCUCCGUCCAUCAGGGACGCUGUUGCCAGCUGUAGCUUAAUGUGGUCUUAACUCCACUCUCUACAAGGAAAUAAUGCAAUACUACAAGGAAACAUAAUUUAUUUUUCUCCUCAUUUCAACUGUUUUUAUCGCUGCCUCUAAAUUACAUUUUGUAGCUGUCGAUCAGACAUGUAGAAGGUACUUUCAAGAGGCACUGAGAGUGAGAGGGAGAACGAGAGAGAGAGAAAGAGAGUGGGAGAGAGGGAGGGAGGGAAGGAGGGAGCGAGAGAAAGGAGGGUGGGAGAGAUUAGGAGUUCCACUCUAGCUGGAAAUGAACCAUUCCUUUUUCAGACCUCCGAUACGUUAAACUACGACCACAGUGCUGUUAUAGCAGGGGAUUUUACUCACCUAAAUAGAACUUGUCAUUUUUCCCUAUUCAAAUGAAAAGGAUCACCAGAAGGAUCGGUGUCGACUUCUGUGGUGUGAGACAUACCUGCAGCAUGUGUGAAGUCUGGGGGGCCAGUGUCAGCAAGGUGAUGGGUCAACAGGGUAACGGAGCAAGAAGACACAUUCUUCUGUCCAGGCUGCCAGUCUGCUUGUAGCUUACAGUAAAGAUAUCCAUAGCAAUGACCACGGUUUCCAUGGAGACCCGGCUGGUCUUCACAGAGCAGAUCUCCAACUCCACCGACCCGCCGCUGGAGUCUGCUCCUUCUUCUCCCGAAGACACUGCCACUACCUUCACCAUAAGCUGUAUUCUUUUGCUCAUGUGUCUGGUCGGCGUCUCUGGAAAUAUCUACACCCUUAUGGUCAUGUGUAACUCUAUGCGUUCCGCUGCGUCCAUGUAUGUUUACAUUAUUAACCUAGCCAUGGCGGAUCUGCUCUAUCUGUUGACCAUCCCAUUUGUGGUCUGCACACACUUCCUGAAAGGUUGGUAUUUUGGCGAUGCUGGGUGCAGGAUUCUGAUCAGUAUGGAUUUUCUGACGAUGCAUGCCAGCAUUUUCACACUAACCAUCAUGAGCACGGAAAGGUACUUUGCGGUCCUGAAACCGCUGGACACAGUCAAGCGGUCCAAGAGCUACCGCAAAGCCAUUGCAGUGCUUGUUUGGGUAGCUUCCCUUGUUUUGACUUUACCCAUGAUCCUCAACAUUCAGAUGAUGAUGGUGGGGGGAAAGGCGAUGUGCCGGUCAACCCUCUCCCCGCUGUUCUAUAAGGUGUACAUAUCCUUCCUGUUCUGCACCAGCAUUGUAGCUCCUGGGAUGAUCAUUGGCUAUCUCUACAUCCGUCUGGCUCGCACCUACUGGAUCUCCCAGACAGAGGCUUUCAAACAUACCAAGAAACUACCCAAUCAGAAGGUCCUCUAUCUGAUCCUCACCAUCGUUCUUCUGUUCUGGGCCUGUUUCCUUCCAUUCUGGAUCUGGCAGCUCCUUGGUCAUUUCCAAUCCUCCAUCGAUCUCUCCACCAAGGCCAAGCGCAACAUCAACUACCUAACCACCUGCCUCACCUACUCCAACAGCUGUAUCAACCCAUUCCUCUACACACUGCUAACCAAGAACUACAAGGAGUACCUGCGGAAGCGCCAGCGCACCUGUACUGCAGGCAACUACUUCAACCGGAGGAAACGUUUCCAGCGCUCGCUCCGGAGGUCGCUGUCCUCUAGCAGCCAACAGUGCACGGAGAGCUUCAUGCUCACACACACGCCAUCACUGCACACCACGCACAACACCAGCUCUUGAGGUUCGGGAAGACAGGUGAACAAGCGGCGGUCAAAUCCAAGCGAGUACAGAGGAAAACAAGCGGGUGAAUGAGUUCAAAGAGGAGGGAAGCAAGACAAAGGGCAGCACAAUCUGCAAACGACACUCGUUCACAUCCUUUUUGUAUGGAGAAGGAGCUGGAUAUAUCUGGUCAAGAGAUUUUAAUUCACCCCCAAAACUAGUGUCACAAUAUCAGCGACCACAAUGCUAAUGGAGCUGGCAGUCCUUGUUUCCUCAUGCUUGUUUACAAAAAAGACACUGUUCUCAACAUCCUGUUGAGGCUGGGUGUUUCAUACCCAGACUUCCUGUGGUUUCAUAAACACGGGUGAGUGGAAGUGGGAGGGACAUCAUCCUUAUCUUAGCCCCCAUCAUCCUCUGCAGUUAGGGUAUCCCUCCAAUUCUCUAUCCCAUCUCUCCGUAACUUUCUCACUCUCUAGGGAGUGCCUGUAGCACUCCAUUCAAAAUGUUGUUCAAUCCAUCUUAUCAUUUCAUCACUCCAGGCUGCACAGUGCCUGAUGCUAUUUUUAAGUAGUGUGGAGAUAUCUCUGCUCAUCUUUGGAGUUCAAUAACUUUUUAUGAAAUAAUUUCUUUAUAGGUCAGAAAGGGCACAAUGUUCCAUAUCAAUCUUGACCCAGUUCCGUUGCUGUUCUGUUUUUAUAGUACAGUGACAUUUUGUAUAUAUUAUAUAUGGAGGUAGAAUCUCCAUUAUCGUAUGUAUUCCUCAUUUGCUGCUUUUUUCCCCCAGAUGUAUUUUUUUGCGCCGGUGUGUCUGAGUGCUGACAUUUGAAUGGUAUGACUCUGAGUGCGCUUGUGUGUGCUGCUUUCUAUCAAUCAACCGUGUUGCUAGAUGCGAACCAGGAAGAGAGAAAUACACUACUAAUGCACAAUGAAACACUCUUAACCGCAGUUCUUCACCCGUUUCUGUACAAACUGUCAUGCCAGGAGGACUGAAUCUGAUAGUUGUAAUAUAAUAUAAAUAUAACAAUUCAGUGAGAUUCAUUGGGGCCAGUGGACUGUGGUAAGCCUUCCACUGUGGUACAUCCAGAGUUGAUAGAUGGUUUCUGAAUGUACAGUUUCUGAUUACUGCUACUAGGCCAAGAGUUUUGUAAUUGGUUUGAAAUCAAGACAUGGGUGGAAAUGUGCUUUUCCCAAAAUGGAAUAUAUGAAAUUUGAAAUGUUUCUAUUUGCAACAAAUGUUGAUGUUUUGUAAUUAUGUAUUUAAAAAAAAAUAUGUUUACACAGCUAUCUAAAUGUCUUUGCCUGUCAGAGAACAUAAACACACAAACACACACACAGACACACAAACACACAAACACACACACUCUGAGCUAAUGUACAUUUUUCUUAUGUUCUCAUUAACUUGUUUUAUCAGUUUGCUUUUCUGGUUUAACUGUGUUGCUGUACUUUCUGAUAUUCUUUAAAUCAUGGUAACUACUAAUGCUGAGCAAGGUCCAUAUAUAUUAUGAGCGCUUAUUAAAAAUAUAUAAGUUUGACUCCUCCGAGAUGCCAUGCUUUCAUGUUCUGGGUUUAAAUGAACCAAACAGAAAUUCAAAUGGGUAAUUAUUCUACUCAAUUAUUAUGGAGUUGGCGUAGUGUGGUUUAGAGGUAUAAGACACUGCUUGGGGUGCACAAGUCACUGCAGCAUGGGUUUCAAGUCCGCACCACCGCUGUUUCAGCACACUGUUAUUUUUACACGCAAAACAUAUACAAAAAGAUGGUGUUAUAUAACAAAAAAUAGUAUUUCAAAGUUUGGUUCAGUGAACGGUUGUUCUGGGACAUCAUUUGUCAGCGGGAAGGAGGGAUGUAAACAGGGAGGGAGUAAAACAGAGGCCAUGAGGUUAAAAAACAGUAGAGACAGUAUGCAAUAUAUUAUAAUGUAAUGUCUCAAGCUGUUGGCUGUAGCAGUUGUGGAAGCCUUCCCAUCUGGGAUAACGGCUACUAGUCUGUAGCUCUCACAGUACUAAGCACUCACAGGCUGUGUCUCUGUGUCUCCCCAGGACACCAGCACCACUUCAAAACCUUUCACACCAGAGGCGAACAAUACAGUUACAGAGUGGGAGAGAUAAGAGGCUAUUAAGUCCAAGGCUUUCCUGGGGUCAGAAAAACUAUUUUAAAGUCUGUAGAACAACCCUAGCCAUCCUGAAGCAAUCUCACAUUGGUCAAAUUAAGAAUGUGAAUUAACCACAUUGCCAAUUAAAGCAUUGCAUCUUUUUAAGAAAUUGCCAAGUGAAUAAAACAUAACUUUUUUAAGUAGAUAGUAUUUUCAGUCAUUUUUGAAACUUUUUAUACAAAAAAAACAUAUAUCUCUAAUGUAGCUGUUACAAGGAUAAGCUGGCAUGAGAGGCCUCUACUGACAGGUGAAAGCCCAUAACAUGUAAUACACACAAUUCCAAUACAGAAAAGCUGCAUAUUAACAAUAUAUAAAGGAAAACUAUUUCACUCAUAUAUUGUUACAAAUCAUUAUGCAUGAUAUUUUAUCCAAAUCUGGAAAGACUGAACAGCUGCUAUUUAGGUCAUUUCUAAUUGAACUAACAUUUGCAGCACGAUUUCAGCCAACACCUGAAAGACCACACUGCCUAUAAAGCCUAGAUCAGAUUGAAUCCUGGCCUCAGGUUUAAAGUGAUAUUUUUCAUCUCGGGAUCAUUAUUUUAAUAUACAUAACAGCAAUGUAUAGUUUUUUUGUUAAACAUGUUCUCUGAGGUUACUGAUCAACUAGAAAUAAAUAAAUCGAUAUAGUACAAUGUUUUUGGUUCUGUGCUAUCCAGCUGAUACAGCAGUCUUUUACACAACAGUUUUGUUUUUACACAUUUCAAGCAUCAAGUCAAUGUUAAUGCAUAUUGAAAUGAUCAGAUCUUUAGAUUGCAGCACAUUAGGCAUUAAGAAAAACUCAGAUGUGCUGUGAAACUUUUUCUAAUCUUGGUGUAAGUGAUUUUGGCUAGUGGCCAAAAUGUAUUGUAAUUGUAUUUAUCAUAUAACAACACAGCUAAAACUCUACAUACAAAGCAUUAUCUUCCCGAGAUGACCUGGGUAAGUUAGUAAUUCUCCAGUGUAACAAACAUUU